Messenger RNA from Diaporthe amygdali, 981 nucleotides. RefSeq names its product glyoxalase family protein. The record is from RefSeq and is a predicted model, not a curated record. NCBI's taxonomy places the organism in Eukaryota, Fungi, Ascomycota, Sordariomycetes, Diaporthales, Diaporthaceae. Gene Ontology annotation, cellular component: mitochondrion. The coding region runs from base 1 to 981 and encodes 326 amino acids. The transcript is spliced from 4 exons. Gene Ontology annotation, molecular function: methylmalonyl-CoA epimerase activity. Gene Ontology annotation, biological process: L-methylmalonyl-CoA metabolic process.
AUGGCAAGCUCCGACAGCAUAGACAAGAUCAAGCUCCACCACAUUGCACAUGUCUACUACAAGUACAGCACAGAAGAGGUAGAUGCCGCCCGCUUCUUCAUGACCGACUUCGGCUUCUUCGAGACCAAGCGCGUCGGCCCAAGGACAUAUUACCGCGGUUACGGGUCCGAGCCCUUUGUGCUCUGCGUCGAGGCGUCCACCAAGACAGAGUUCGCCGGCACAGCAUUCGCCGUCGACUCCCUAGAUGAGCUGCACAAGGCCGCCAAAAUCCUACCGCCCGAGACGAAACCGACCGACAUCUACGAUUUGGUUGACGCUCCUGGUGGUGGAAAGGGCAUCACGUUCUUUGACCCCGUCGAUGGAUUCCCAAUGCACCUGGUCUAUGGCCAGGAGCAGGUCGAGGAGCUGGACCCGAAGUUCCCAGAGCUGAAGCUCAACUUUCCCGAGAAGCAGAACCGCGAUACCAACCAAUUCCAACGCUUUGAGAAGCGCCCGACACCCGUGCACAAAUUGGGUCACUACGGCAUGUGUGUGACGAAUUUCAAGAAAUGCUACGAGUUCUAUUCGAAAUACUUCAACUUCUAUCCCAGCGAGCUCAACUACAACGACGACAACGAGGACAUCACAGUCUUCUUCCGGCUGGACCGCGGCGACGAGAAGGUGGACCACCACUGCUUCUUCUUCUUCGAGGGGCCCAAGUGCCACGUGCACCACUCGUCCUUCGAGACGCACGACUUCGACGCCCAGGUCCUGGGCCACGACUGGCUGCGCCACAAGGGCUACGAGAACUGCUGGGGCGUGGGCCGCCACAUCAUGGGCUCCCAGAUCUUCGACUACUGGUUCGACCCGUCCCGCUUCAUCCUCGAGCACUACGUCGACGGCGACCUGCUCGACCGCCGCUACCCCACCCAGCGGUCCAAGGCCAGCCCCGAUGGCUUGCAUGUCUGGGGGCCUGACCUGCCGCCUACUUUCUUGACGUAA